Messenger RNA from Cannabis sativa, 1409 nucleotides. RefSeq lists its product as uncharacterized. Bases 556 to 1278 code for a protein of 240 amino acids. Gene Ontology annotation, molecular function: cysteine-type peptidase activity. The transcript is spliced from 2 exons. Lineage: Eukaryota; Viridiplantae; Streptophyta; Magnoliopsida; Rosales; Cannabaceae. Gene Ontology annotation, biological process: proteolysis. The record is from RefSeq and is a predicted model, not a curated record.
UUGUUUUCUAGAAUCAAAUAAAAAUAGUAGAAUUUACGUGGUGUAUGAUUUUUCUAAACCCUUUAUGAUAAAUAUGGCAUAUUUAACUAUGGACCCAUUUAUAUGGCUUUUUUAAACUUUGGCAAUAGUUUAUGGGAUUUUAAAGCCCAUAUGGAUGGAAUUCAUUUGUCAAAAGCCCAUAAUGUGUGUAUUGUAGUUUAUUUAGGUUAUUUUAGUAAUUUUAAGUAUUUAAAUUUUUUUGGUUCAGUUUUUUUUUGAACAUAACCGUUUUUUUUGUAGAGUUUUUGCAUGUAAUCAUCACGAUUUGAUGGUUGCUUAUACAUUUGUAUUUUACUUUUGCAGUUUCAUACUUGUGGUGAAUUUCUGUGUGACAGUGUAAGAAACUAGUUUCUUUUUAUUAUGUUUUAUGUCUUUACUGUUUGAGUCUAUAAUUCUGGUAUCGGUUCUUUCAAAAACCGGUUUCUGAUACAUGUGUUUAUUGCUUUUCUGUGGCAUUUAGAUGUGGUAUUCUAUUACCUUAGGAAGAAGAUUAAGCAAGACGAUACUUUGAACCAGAUGAUUACCACUACCGAUUGUUGGUUUGAUCAAGUCAUAUGGAAUUCCUACAAUCAAUUCUUGAAAUCGGGUUCUAAUCCUUCUAAGAUUGACUUUGAUAAUGUCAUUCCUAGAUACAUUGUUGGUGAGUAUUUGUUUUGUAAUACUCCUUGGGUGCUUACUGACCAUGUUCUUAUAUAUGUCGAUAUUCAAAAGCAAAAACAUUGGAUAUUGGUCCAUUUUGAUAUCAAGGAGAGGAUGUUGAACGUAUAUAACUCCAUGUCUGGUGCUCUCAACAAGAAACGUGCCUUGGAUCAUGUGAAAGCUUAUUCUAUUAUGCUGCCAUUUUAUUUGGAGUAUCUUGAUGUUUAUUCUACUAGGCCGGAUCUUAAUUUGGUUCAAGGUCCAUAUUCUGUUGGGAAAAGAGAAACUUUGAAUUUCAAGUUCAUAGAUGGGCUUCCAAGUCAGGUCAAUAGUGACUGUGGAGUGUUUGUCAUCAAAUUUGCUGAUUUUUUCAUUCGUGGAAAAAUUGAUGACAUUCCAGCUAAGAUGUCUAAUUUGGUAGCAGUAUAUAGAGAUGAUCUUGCUGUGAGUUUGUUUAUUCAUGCUAAGAGGAAACAAAUUGGUGGUUAUAUAACUGAUGAUGAAGUGUUGAAAAAGGGGAAGAAAUCAAAGGAUAAUGCAAGUGUUAAGGCAAAGGUCAAAGGGAAGGAUAUUCCAAAGGAAAAAGGCAAAGCGAAAUGAUUUCAGAUGAAUGAAUAGAUGUUUAUAAUAAUUAGGGAUGAGCAAAAAAUCCAAGAAACCGACCAAACCGAGUAAACCGACCGUCCAAACACCGAAAAAACUGACACCGAAAAAAUCGAAAACCGAAAAAA